AUGCCCCCCCUCCUCGGCAAUAUACCUGUUGUUCCGCAAAUCGCUGCCCCCCUCGAUGGAAGUGGCAGCACUCCUCUAGGAAGUGCACGACGUCAACCAACGUCGGCAAGAUCAAACGGACAGUCGAUCACGGAAGAUGUCUCUGUACGGAAGAAGCUCGCCAUCAAUGAGGGUUCGUCGGUGACAGGGGAGCUCCCCGAGAUCCCUUCGACUAUGCUGGGCCCGAGGAGUGCCUCUGGUGAUCACAAUGGUAGGUCUAAAGGGGAGGAGGGGGAGGGCGAAAGGGCGCCCAUCAUUGAGAAGAAGGGAGGGGUGUACGUGGCACACGUUCACUCUAGCGCCUUACGCGGGCUGUGCUGCUGGCGUGAGCGCCCAGUGGACAGGAGGGGGAGUGCCUCGCAUGGCCGAGACUCGCCAAGGUGGCAACUCGUGGAGGCCCGCUACAAGGGAAACCUCGCCAGCAAGGAGCACCGAAGAGACGGAAGUGACGCUGGCAGCGCCAACGCUGUCUUCGAGGGCACGUCCUCGCCUGCCUCUUUCGAUGAGUUGUCUAAGGCUCGGUUCAAGAUGACAGCACGUUCAGUGCUCCUAGCCAGGGCGGUAGAGUCGUUUCUGUGGGGGGAGGAGCCGCUUCAUAUCGCCGACAAGAGAAAAAUUGGCUACGGUGUCAAAGGUGGCAGCGGUACCAAAAUUUCUCUUUCGCAGCGCUGGCGGGAGUACGAUCAACAGGCUCAGCUUUCCUUAGCAAGCGCAAAUCCACAGGCUUACUACGACGAAGUCACGGUGUGCGGAAACUGCAUGGAGAUAUGCCGCAAGCUUGAUUCCAUCCGAGCGUCGGGCUUUCCGGACCCUGCCGGUGCCGCUCUCGCUGGUGGUACGACCACCGCGGGUGCCACCUGGUCCAGCGGGGAUGCUCGCAGCUUGUCGGCCGAACCCGCUCUGCGACCGAGGUCUGAACCGCUCCCUGAGUGCAUCGCCGCGACAACAGGAAACGAAAGACGGCCGGGCACAGCGGCAACGGAACGCGAGGCUGGCGCCGCUACAAUGGCUGCGGAUAAUUCUCGUCCAGGACCGCCAGGAGAAGCGGUGAAUCCCGACGGAGACACAACCCAUGAAGGGAGAGAUGCAGUCGUGAUGGAAAGAGAUUCGAGAAGAGAUGCCGACUUGGAAGGUUCGCAGAUAGUGCGACCGAACGAGAAUAUUGAGAGUAGCAGCACCAGCUUGGAGGAGUCGACGCCCAAACGUUCUGGAGGUGAAGUUUCCACGAGUGCUGGACCAAAACCAGAGAAGGACGUCGACAUCAAAGGAGAAGGGAACGAAGAAACGGGGUUGGUAGGAGCGACUAGAACGGCGCCCUCUGGCAACGAAAAGGCUUCGCCCGUGCGCCUCGAGAAGCGAAACACUGCGAAAGCCACCAUGGAGCGUAUGUCAAGCGUUUACGGCGAGGGCACCAAAACGGGCGAGAGAAAUCAUGCAAAAUCAGGUGGCAGCAAUAAGGGCAAGAAGGGCACCAACAAGAAAACAGGCGGCGGUGGUGGCGCUGUCGGCGGUGAGUUACCUAAUGUGGCCACCAUCGCGCGCUUUGCCAUCGAGCGCGAGCGACUGGCGCGAGAGAUGGGGGUAGAUGAACUAGGCGGCCCUGCUACCCUAGGAGUUGUGAACUUUGGUACGACUGCAGCGGCACACGGGCGUCGGCAGAACAAGGGUCACCUCAACGACGAGGUCGGGGGUGUCGGGAGCAAGCGGGUCAAGAACCACCAGCAACGGAGGGGCAGGGGAGGUGGCGUCAAUGGUAGUAACGGAGUCGGAGACUACCGUAUCGGCGAGAAUACUGUUAAUCCUUUGCCUGCAGCAUCGGGAGCUUUGGCAGGUGAGAAAAUCGCCGGAGAAACGCUGCUGGACAGGCUGGAAAGCGUCGCCGAGGCCAAAAGUAUUGAGUCAGCCGGCGGCGUCCACGGUGGUGGCAGCCGUGCAGAAGAAUAUGUAAGACACGACGACUGGCGCCACAACGCCGAGGAAGAAUCAUCGCUUUUCAGCGAUCCCGCACGAAAUAAUGGACCACGAGUGGCCGGAGGAGAAGCAGCAUGGGACCCCGCCCCUCCCCCUUUGGCCGCAGAGCUUUCUACAACCGAGUCGGCGUUCUUGGAACGUUCCCGACGGCACGUUGGCCUCGACGGCGGAGGUGCAGCUGCGUCAGGGUUAGGAGGUGGCGAUGACUCCCUGUUUGGCAAUUACUUCGAGGCGGGCUUCCGGAACGAGAGCGGCGGCGUCGGUGGCAGCGGAAGCAGCGGCGGCGGUCGCGGCGAUGGGAGUGGCGGGGGGCAUGUCGCGACAAUAGGCGCACUGCGAGAUAGGCUUGCGAGCGUGGAGGGCGAGAACGCCGCACUGAGGGCGAGGGCCCGGAGAGCGGAAGAGGAGCGGGCGGCGGAAGCAGCCAGGGGUGACAGGGCUAGCAGAAAGCUGGCGCAGGCGCGAACGGAAUUUUCGCGGGCCAUGUCGGAGAAGGACGAGGAUUACCGCCGGAGGAAGCUGGCCUUAGAGGAGAGACACUCUCGAGAGCUUCUAAAACAAUCGCAGACUUCUGCCGAAGAGAUGAUGAUAGGGGUAUCGGGGUCAGGCGAAGACAGCGAGGGGUCGGGAGCCGGCCAGGGCGGUGACACGAAGGCUGUUGCACCGGGCGCGAUGAAACGCAAAUCUAGCAAGGCAAGCAAACGUCGUUCCUACUCCCGACCAACACUCCUCCAACAUUUGGACAUGGCCGAGCAGCAGCGCCGCUUUGCUCAGACCAAGAGAAAUCUACUCGCCGAGAAGACUAUGGAGGUAGCCGCAGCCGAGGCAAAGGGGCGGCGCGAGCUCCAAGAAGCUCGAACCUUGGCGGCGGCUAUGGAGGACAAAGCUUCUUCUCUACAGGAGCACGUGUCGGAAGCAGCGAAGAAAAUCUCGACCUUCAAGGCGAUGGAAGAGGAGCAGAGGAAGAGGCGUCAGUCCGCCGAAGAAGACACCGACAAGAUCAGGAAAUUUGACGAUUACAAGCAUCUGCGCGGGUGGGCUGUUGCGCUCCUGGAAAUAAGCGUGCUGCGUCAAACCGUGCAAGCGAGCCAGUCGGUGGACGUGGCAGACGAAUCCGGCGGGCGGCGCGACGCGCAGAGCACCUUGGCAGCCGUGACGGCCACCUCAGAGGCGAGGAUUCGUACCCUCAACAACAAGGCCGCGGCGGCAGACAAGGCUAGGGAGGCGGCCGUCGAGGAAGCGACUCUGCAAGACCAGCUUAGCGAUGCGCUGGGCGAUCUAUCCAUGGCUAGAAGGAGAGAAGAGGCACUAAAGGCGGAGGUUGCGGUGAUGGCUACCAAAUUGGAGGAUCGGGGGACGGAGCUCGCCAAAGCGCAGUCGAGAGCCGACGACCUCGCCGAAGCACGCGCUGCCGAUGCGGAGUCCUCCGCCGACCGGGCCGCUCGGGAGGCGGUGGUGCGCCGGCUGGACAACGAGCGGCAGUACCUCAAGAGCCAGCUUCAGACGGAGAUCACGUGCAAAGACGAACUCCGGGAGGCCCUUGCAAAGGCCACUCGACAGCUAGGAGACAUCAAGGUCAAGACGAAGGCGAUGGGCGAUCUCAACGCCGAAAAGGUGGCCAUGGAGGCCGAGCUCGUCGCGAUAACCCGACAGGUCGGGCUGCUCAAAGAGGGGUACUCCAAGGCCAGAGACAACCUCAGAGCGGAACAAUCGGCCCUUGAGACGGCUCGGACCGCCAACCGUCGUCUUCGGGAGGAGGUCAAAGCCUGCACCGAGGAGCUCGCUGCCAUCAAGACCCAGCAGGAAGAGGACGCCAGGAGACACAGCCAGAGCUUGGUCGCGGCGACGACUGCCCUCGACGAGGCCGUUGAGCAGCAGAUGCUGCUCCGUGGACAACUCCUUAAGACCGGGGAGGUCCAGCGUCAGCUCAUGGAGCUUCAGAACGAACUCGUAGUGCGAGAACGCGCUGCCGAACGCCUUCUUGCCGCCGAGCGCCUGGGGCAAGGGUUAACGCGGUGGUGCACCAAUAGAAAGGCGUCUGCCUUCUACCGCAUCGUGAGCGGGGUAGCCAUGGUGGCGGCCGAGAGUGACGUCAGAGAACGCACCCGAAGUGCUCUCAGGGAGGCCGGAGAGGGAGCGCGUAGGGCGCAGAAGGCGGCGGUCGAGGCAAGGGAUGCUCGAAGAGCGGUCAUGGUGAAGGCUGAAGAUGAACUCGCGGAGGCCGAGCGAGGCUUCGCCGAGGAGCGAGACAGGCUGCUGGAGGAAGCCGAAGCCGCGGCGGCGGUUUCCGCGACCCAGGUGCAAACCAUCGACGAGCUCAGGGCGCUCGAGACAGGAACGAGGCACCCCAACGAUCGUGUGAUUUCCCCGACCGUUCUUCUUCUCGUUAGGGCGGAUAUUAAGGAGAACUCCAAGAGGUACCGAGAGACGUCGGAACGAGCGGCACAGGAGGCGAAACUUCGAACCAAGGAGCGUGUUGAGGCGGCGGUCGCCAGCACCAAGGAAGCCUGCGAAAAAGCCAACGCCAAGGCGAAGGAAAAGUCGGACGAAAAGUGGCGGGGUGUGCUGCGCGAGGAGCUAAAAAAGGCAGAGGACGAGGCGGCGGCGGUGGCGGCUGCAGCCAGCAGGGAUCACGACGCGCUCCUAGAGGAAACCCAACAGGCGUUCCGCAUGGAGCGAGAACGCCUUCGCGAAGAAGCCGAGCGCCUGGCCUCGGCCGCCACCGAGGCCGAGCGACAGCGGGGCCUCAAGCUCUCGGCCGAGGCGAGGGCCGCCGGCGCCGCCGAAGCCGGCGCCGCUUUCGCGCUGACGCGGGAAAAAGACCUGGCGGAGGCCGAGCGAAAGCGAGAGGAGGCCUUGGAGGAGGCCGCCGGGCGCGCCAAGGAGGCGGAGGCACUGGCGCGCUCCGCGCAGAGGGAGGCGAAGAGGAGGUCGGAGGCGGAGGCGGCGGAAGAGAGGGGGAGGCUGGAGAGGGCGCUGGCGAAGGCGAGGGAGAGGGCGGUGGAGCUGGAGGGGGGCAAGUGGAAGAGGGCGUCGGAGGAGGCGGAGGCGCGCGCGGCCGCGGAGCAGGCGGCUGCGUACGAGCGAGGUACGGCGGACAGAGGGCGGCAAGCCGAGGCGGAAGCUUUGCAGCUGCAAGACGCAGCGGAGAAAGCCCUCGAGGAGGUGAAGCAGGGCGCCCGGACCACCAUCGACGAAAUGUCUGCUCGACAUUCUGAAGAACUCGAGGCGGAGAGAAAGCGGGUUUCCGACGAGGAGGCGGUUGCGAGGGAGGCGGCGCUGAAGGCCGCGGGUGAAGAGUUCUCGCAACAGCAAACGAAGGCCGUCGCCAAUGCAGCGCACACAACCAUAACGCCUGAUUGUAUCGCAAAGGCUCGGGCGGCCGCAACGGCGGAGGCGAGAGCGCGCGCCGAGCGGGAACGAGGUUUGGCGGUGAAAGCGGCUAAGGAGAGAGAACGCCUUGCCACGGAGAAAGUUCAGGACGAGCUUCGGAGUUCGAAGACGGAGUGGGCCGCGGAACGUAGGAGGCUAAAGGAGCAGAUCACGUUGCUGGAGGAGGCAGAACAGAAGGCUAAGGACAACCUUCUCCGGGCGAUGGCCAACAGCAGUCAGGCCACUCAAAAGGCUCGAGCGAGGUGGGAGGAGAGCCAAAAGUCGGCUAUGGAGAAGGCGGCGACGGAGGCGGUGGAGGAGCGAGAGAAGGCUCUCGAAGAUGCACGCAGGGCAUUCAACCGAGAAAAGAAGCGAGCCCUGCUGGAAAGCCAGGACGCCUUCACGGCCCAGGCGGAGGCCAUGGCGGAGAGAAUACGAAAACAAGCGAACGUUUCCCUGCAGAAGGUAUGA
This is a messenger RNA of Ectocarpus sp. CCAP 1310/34, 5853 nucleotides long. Lineage: Eukaryota; Phaeophyceae; Ectocarpales; Ectocarpaceae. The record is from the annotation of a GenBank genome assembly.